Molecule: messenger RNA, 669 nt
Organism: Penicillium canescens
Lineage: Eukaryota; Fungi; Ascomycota; Eurotiomycetes; Eurotiales; Aspergillaceae
Product: ESCRT-III subunit protein SNF7
Exons: 4
Coding region: 1-669 (222 amino acids)
Biological process (GO): vesicle budding from membrane; late endosome to vacuole transport via multivesicular body sorting pathway
Cellular component (GO): multivesicular body; ESCRT III complex; cytoplasmic side of plasma membrane
Source: RefSeq, a predicted model, not a curated record
AUGUGGUCUUGGUUUGGCGGCGCCGCCGCUCAGAAGCGCAAGGAAGCGCCUAAGAAUGCUAUCCUCGCGCUGCGGGGUCAGCUGGAUAUGCUCCAGAAGCGGGAGAGACAUCUGGAGAACCUGAUUUCGGAGCAGGAUACGAUCGCGCGGAAGAACAUCAACUCUGAUAAAAAUGCUGCUAAGAAUGCCCUCCGACGGAAAAAGGUGCACGAGAAGAAUCUUGAGCAGACAACGGCGCAGACCAUGCAACUCGAGCAGCAGAUAUACUCGAUCGAAGCGGCAAAUAUCAACCACGAGACUCUACAGGCGAUGAAGCAGGCCGGUGCGGCGAUGAAGCAGAUCCAUGGUGGAAUGAAGCUCGAGGAUGUCGACAAGACAAUGGAGGAUCUCCAGGACCAGCAUGCGCUCCACACGGAAAUCGGAAACGCAAUUACCAGUGUCCCGCUCGGCGAACAGCCCGACGAGGAAGAUCUCGAGGCCGAAUUGGAGGGUCUCGAGCAGGAGGCUAUGGAUGCGAAGAUGCUCAACACUGGCUCUGUACCUGUUGGCGCUCAACUGGAUCGGUUACCAGCUGCGGGGAAUACAGAACUCAAACAACCCGCCCAGGCACAAGAGGAAGACGACGAAGAAGCCGAGCUGGCAAAGCUGCGCGCGGAAAUGGCCAUGUGA